AUGGUUCUCAUCAAGAUGAAGGAGAUAGCCGAGGCUUAUCUUGGAACAACGGUAAAAAAUGCUGUUGUCACUGUCCCUGCCUACUUCAAUGACUCUCAGCGUCAGGCCACGAAGGAUGCUGGAGUCAUUGCAGGGCUUAAUGUGAUGCGUAUAAUUAACGAGCCUACGGCUGCUGCCAUUGCGUAUGACCUUGAUAAGAAGGCUGGAAGUUCGGGCGAGAAAAAUGUGCUUAUAUUUGAUCUUGGUGGUGGUACAUUUGAUGUCUCUCUUCUCUCUAUUGAAGAGGGUAUAUUUCAAGUGAAGGCCACUGCUGGUGAUACUCACCUUGGAGGAGAAGAUUUUGAUAACCGAAUGGUGAAUCACUUUGUUCAGGAGUUCAAGAGGAAGCACAAGGAGGGCAUAAGUGGAAAUCCUAGAUCUCUUAGGAGAUUGAGAACUGCUUGCGAGAGGGCGAAAAGAAUGCUCUCAUCAACUGCUCAGACUACAAUUGAAAUUGAUUGUUUGUACGGGGGUAUUGAUUUCUACACUACCAUAAAUCAUGCAAGAUUUGAGAAGCUAAACAUGGAUUUGUUUAGAAAGUGUAUGGAACCAGUUGAGAAGUGUUUGAGGGAUGCUAAGAUGGAUAAAAGGAGUGUUGAUGAUAUUGUCCUUGUUGGUGGCUCGACUAGGAUUCCUAAGGUACAACAGUUGUUGCAGGAUUUCUUCAACGGUAAGGAGCUCUGCAAGGGCAUUAAUCCGGACGAGGCUGUUGCGUAUGGUGCAGCUGUACUAGCAGCAAAUUUGAGUGGUGAAGGCAAUAAGAAGGUACAAGACCUUCUGCUCUUGGAAGUUACCCCCCUGUCUCUCGGGUUGAAGACUGCUGAAGGUGUCAUGACUGUACUCAUUCCAAGGAAUACCACUAUUCCUGCCAAGAGGGAGCAAGUGUUCUCUGCCUCUUCUGACAAUCAGCGCAGUGUGUUGAUCCAAGUGUUCGAGGGUGAAGGAGCAAGAACCAAAGACAACAAUUUGCUAGGGAAAUUUGAGCUCAGUGGCAUACCACCAGCACCUAGGGGCGCUCCUCAAAUUACUGUUUGCUUUGACAUUGACGCAGAUGGCAUCUUGAAUGUUUCAGCUGAGGUCAAGACAACUGGGCAGAAGAACAAGAUAACCAUUACUAACGUCAAGGGAAGACUGUCGAAGGAAGAGAUCGAAAAGAUGGUACAGGAAGCUGAAAAAUACAAAUCUGAGGACGUGGAACAUAAAAAGAAGGUCGAAGCUAAAAUCGCCUUGGAAAACUAUGCUUACAAUAUGAGGAACCCUAUUUCUGCAGCUGACAAGAAGAAAAUCGAGGAUUCCUGUGAGUCGGCUAUGCACUGGCUGGAAGGUAACCAACUUGCAGAGGCAGAUGAAUUUGAAGACAAAAUGAAGGAGCUGGAGAGCAUAUUCAACCCAAUAAUUGCGAAGAUGUAUUCUGGAGGUGCCGGUCGGAGGCAUGGAUGA
Fraxinus pennsylvanica is the source of this 1479-nucleotide messenger RNA. The record is from the annotation of a GenBank genome assembly. Lineage: Eukaryota; Viridiplantae; Streptophyta; Magnoliopsida; Lamiales; Oleaceae.